CUUCCCUAGCCCGCCCCUCUCCCUUGGCUUGACUGCCUGCCCUGGGCCAGCCCGAGGCCGGGGAGGCGUCUGGAAGAGGUCCUCCGAGCCAGCCUCCCCCUGGAAGAGUCGGGGAAGGGUCCGAGGGAAGCAGAGGGAAGGAGGGGGGAAAGGAGAAACGGGAAACGGGAGGGAGGAGCGGGAAGGAGGGGUCCCAGCCCCCCGCUUCGCCCAGGCCAGCUUCCCCAAUCCCUGCCGUUGAUCCUGUCGCCCCCAGCAACCGGGACCACAACAGAGGGGGUACCCAGGAGAAGUCCGUGUCCAGACUGGUAGGGCCCCGGGUGCCCCUUCCCCCACCCCCAACUUCCCAACCUGGAUCCUCCACUGCCCCCCAAGAGCCCCCCAAGCAGACUUCUCCCCCCAGCCACCAUGCCGCUGGCCGGCAGCGUGCUCUCGGAGGACAGCGAAGCCUACAUGGAUAGCUCAGCAGAGGGGGAGCUGAGCCGCCUGCAGAGACAAUGCCGGGUGAUGGAGGGGGGGAGCGGCAGGCUUACAGCCGGUCGACCCAGCAGCUGUUACACAAGCAAAUGGUGGAGAUCCAUCGGCUGCAGCAGGAGCAGACUGAACUUCAAGUGAAGAUAAAGAUUUCCAAGAGCCAAGCUCGGAGGCUCCUGGACCAGGCACGGGAGAAGGGCCUUCGAAGCCUCAUGGAUCGCAGGCAGCAGCUGUACAAGGAGGUGGUCCAGGAACAGGAGCACCUGAAGACGCUGGACCAACAGAUUGCCAAGUGGGAGAGUCGAGUGUUGAUGCAGCUGAAGGACCUCAGGGGCCCAGGCUUAGUCCUGCAGAAGAAGGCCCAGAAUUUCCACAGAGUGAAGGUCUUGGAGAACCAGCUAGACCGGGCCAACACCCGCUUUGACACCCAGCUGGUGAAGAACAGGGUCCUUCGGGAAGAGCUGGGUUUGCUGCACAUUCAGAGGAAUCAUUUUCUGCAUCUUGACCACCAGCUGAGGAAGGAGCUACAGGACAUCCGCUUCAGCAUUCAGUCUCACAUAGACAAUUCCAACGCAGCCUUUGAUGCCAGGGAGGAAGCCAAGCUGAAGCUGAGCCAGCUGCAGGAGAAGCUGGACAAGGACUUGAGCCAGUACAAUGCAGAGCUGCAGGUGGUCCAGAGGCAGAUCUGCCACCUUGAGCAGCUGCACAACUUCCUGGUUACCAAGAACCAAGAGAGAGUUGUGGAUGAUGCGGUGAUGAUGGCUCGGCGCAAGCGGGAGCAAGAGGUGGCUGAAGGCCUCCGCAAGACCUCGUUGGAGAAGGCCAUUCUGCAGUACGAGGAGGUGCUGGAGAAGCUGGGGGAGAUCACGGGCCACAGCCAGGCUGACGACAUUCUGAAGACUUACUUGGAGAAUGAGGAAAGAAACUUUGCCGUGUUCACUUUUAUCAAUGAGCAGAACUCUGAGAUGGAGAAGCUGGCGGAGGAGAUCCAGCAGAUCCAGGAUGCCCUGGCUCAGCUGACCUUGGCCCAAGAAGAGGCCGAGCAGGGGUCCAAGCGGCAGCAGCUUGAUGCCCUGGAGCAGCGCAAGGUGGACUUGGCUAAGGAGGCUGAGGCGGUGGAGGCCAGGCAGGACAAGAUGAGCAAGACCCUAGACCAGCUGAAGGCUGCCACCAAGUCUUUGUUCUACAAGGCCAAGUGUGAUGACACCAGACUCAAAGAGCUUCUGGGAGGCAGCCACAUGGGGACCAAGAUCAUGGAGUUGCUUCUCAGCCUCAUUGAGCAUCGAGUGAUGGACCUGCUGGCUGCCCAGGCCUUCGCCAGCUCCUUGGAAUCCAGCAGCUAUAACCCCCAGUCCACCGCCCUCAGGCUCCUGGGCCAGAGUGAAGAUGCCAUCCCCAAGAAACUUGUUCCACCGCAGCCCCCCAGCCACAUGGACGAUCCCGUGGGGCUGGAGCAGAUGGACGAACGGCCCCUGACUCGGGAGGAGAUUUUAGCCCAGGUCCUCAAGGCGAUGCAGGAUCGGGAACUGGGCAAGGAGCACCCGGCCACGACCUUGCAAUUGAGCAAGAGGGCAUCAGAAAAACCCUCUGUGUAGGCUAAGGUUUAACCUCCAAGCAUUUGGCCUCCCUCCGCUUGGAGACCUGUUGCCCAGCUAUCCCUCGCCACUCUCCCCACGUAUAAGGCUCCCAACUUUCUGUCUGUCUCUCUGCAGCCCUGGGAGUCCUUGGCUGCCCACGUCUGGGGGCAUCAUGGUCUCCUGGUGGUUGUGCCUCUCCCUUUCCUGAGUCUUAGCUUCCUUCCAUCCCUUCCCAAGUUCAGAGUAUAGCCAAGGCCUGGGUGGCCUGGGCGGAGAUGGGGGGGGGGGUCCAGUGAUGCUGUGACCUCAGGGAAUAAAAGGUACUAGCCCCAGCCAGUCCAUAAGA
Phascolarctos cinereus (koala) is the source of this 2397-nucleotide messenger RNA. Lineage: Eukaryota; Metazoa; Chordata; Mammalia; Diprotodontia; Phascolarctidae. The record is from RefSeq and is a predicted model, not a curated record.